Molecule: messenger RNA, 2312 nt
Organism: Sebastes umbrosus (honeycomb rockfish)
Lineage: Eukaryota; Metazoa; Chordata; Actinopteri; Perciformes; Sebastidae
Gene: il17d
Product: interleukin 17d
Exons: 2
Coding region: 668-1291 (207 amino acids)
Biological process (GO): inflammatory response
Cellular component (GO): extracellular region
Molecular function (GO): cytokine activity
Source: RefSeq, a predicted model, not a curated record
AUGAUUUGUAUGUGUUUGUGGUUUGACCUUGAGGUGAUAGUUUCUCUGUGAAACCAGAGCAGACAUCAGAGCUGGAUCCAGUUUCUCUUUAAGUGAAGUCGACUCUGUCUGGUGUGAAGCCAAGAUCCAGCAGCAAGCAGGGCGCACACAGCCAAACAGUCUGGACUUCCCACUCCAGUCAGGAGCUGCUCUCAUGAACGCUAUAGCCUCUUUUAUCUGUUCAGUUUGAUUUAGACUCGUUCCGGUUCUGGAUGGUGGAGUUCCUGCGCGUAAUAACCGGAUUUUACGCACACAUCGGUGGAGGAAAAACCAGGAGGGAAAGACUCUUUUUUUUCUCGUCUGAAACAGAAAGCAGCAGGUGUGAAACGUCCAACUCGGUGAUUAUUUCUAAUUCUGAGGUAAUUAUUAUUAUUGCUCCUAGCUGGCGACACAUGUGGACGCGUUGUGCCAAAAUGUUUCCUUGGAGGUGCGCCUGUGCAGCCUCGGUUUCCAGACCAGGACUGUGGACUGUUUUCCUGCAGCUGACUCUCCAUAACGCCUCCAACUCUUCACUGGAUUAUACCGGAGGAAAGUAACCUGUUAACUUCUGAUCAUCUGCUGCUCGUCUUGAGGCGAUAACAGCGCGCAGAGGAACCUUUACGCAUUUUGGCACAACUUGGCACAAGUGAUGGCGCACUGGAUCCGCGUCCUGCUGCUGCUGCUGGUUCUGGUUUUGGGCUGGCCCGCCGAGGCGAUCCGGGUCCGGAAGAAGGCCACCAGGCCCCGGGCUUGCCUGGACCUGCCGGAGGAGAUCCUGGAGCAGAUGUUCGGGCGUCUCUCGGUGGGAGUGAUGAGCGCUUUCCAUCACGCUCUGCAGCUGGAGCCGCAGGACAAAUUCAACCUGACCUGCCCGACCACCUCACAGACCCAGACCGACAGCAAGACCCGCCUCCCGGUCAACCUGCUCAGCAUCUCCCCCUGGGCCUACAGGAUCUCCUACGACCCGGCCCGGUACCCCCGCUACAUCCCCGAGGCGUACUGCCUGUGUAAAGGCUGCCUGAUCGGCCCGUACGGCGAGGAGAGCGACCAGCACCGCAGCACUCCGGUCUACGCUCCCUCUGUCAUCCUGAGGAGAGCGAGCUCCUGCAUCGGCGGCCGCCACUCCUACACCGAGGUCUACGUCUCCAUCGCCGUGGGGUGCACCUGUGUGCCGCUGCUGGAGAAGGAGAGGGACGGCCACAACAGCAACCAGAGUCUGGAGAGAGCCGAGCCCAAAGCCGGACCGCUCGUCUCUGCAGGGAAGAGAGUCUGAAGGAAGCAGGACGGUUGUACUCCAGAUACCUUCUUCUACACCUGAUGCACAUGUUUUGGUUUUCAUCUUUUCCCCACUGACACUUUUUAAGGGAGUAUACCAGCAAAGAAGCCCCUGUAACUGUCCCUAAACUAGAAUAUUUGAGCCACUGAUCUACAUCUCUGUUCAUCUUUGGGAAACAUUUUUCAUCUGGAAGCAAAUCAGGACUGUCUGUUUUCUGUUUCUGCUCUUAAAUGAGCUUUUUUAUUUGGACCAUGUUCAUUCUUGGCUUGGUUUUGAUGCCCUUUGGACCCAAAUUUGAUGACGAGGAUGCAAAAUUCAAAGUUAUUGUAUUGGCUGGACUGUAGAGAAUAAGCCUAAACAUCCAGAGAUUAGAUGAAACUCAAAGUUUGAAGUGUUGGUUCAGUCCAAAGUACAGCAGACAUAUUUCACUCACUGUUGUAUCUAAUAAUGCAGAUAGUUUUAUGUUUUAUUUGCUCAAGUUUAAAAAAAAAUGGAGGCAGAAAUCUCAGAGAUGGAUAACUCAAAACCUACAGAAAUAAAACCACAACUAUCUGCAUGGAUAGAUGCCACUGGAAAUACAUUAGAACAUGUUUAUUUGUAAUGUGGGAGGACCAAUACAAAAGAAAGUCAAUGACCUGAUCGACGCUGCCACCUACUGAUGUAAAAAAACAACUGCAAGUUCAUUCACAACUUGUCAUCAAAACAACAAAUAUUCCAGGUUAUUGCAUUUGUAGUUAGCUUUUAAUUUAGUAUGUAUAUUUCCCAGUCUCAUUUUUGCUUUUUCAGGAUACAGGAAGUGGUUAAUAUCCCCAGACAGGAGUUGGUGUAACAGCCGGUGUGAUCAUCAGAUCAUUAAAGGGGGUAAGAAAAUAAACACGCCUACAACAAAAACUAUCUGUCCUUUUUUAAAAUGUAUUCUUCCUACUUGUUUCUUGUUAAAUAAGGAACAGUUAGUGCUUUUCUAUUGCCUUUGAUGAGGAGUCAAAUGAAACAUGUAAAAACAGGGUAUAUACAGGAA